Molecule: messenger RNA, 407 nt
Organism: Drosophila sulfurigaster albostrigata
Lineage: Eukaryota; Metazoa; Arthropoda; Insecta; Diptera; Drosophilidae
Exons: 2
Coding region: 11-298 (95 amino acids)
Source: RefSeq, a predicted model, not a curated record
ACUCAGAGCGAUGGGUUUCGUUUGUUUCUUGCUGUUGCUGCUUAGCGGUAUUUUAAUCUUCACAGCUGCCUUAGAUGAGCUGGAGAUUGAUCCGCAGGUGGCACCACCGACAGUGGGUCCGAGACACACUUUGUGGCACAACCUUAUGGGGCAAGUGCGUCAGGCAUUGAAGCGCUGGCAACCCACAGUCAGGACAAGCACCACCGUGCAACCUCGCAUACAUUUGCGGAGCACCACAGAGCCGGAGCUGGAAUAUUAUGGCGCCCUAAAUCCCAUUUAUCAAAUGAACAACUUUUGAUUUACUAUACACUUAACUAAAUUAGUUUAUUAUUGGCACUAGAAAAAUUAAAAAUACAAAAAAUUUGUGUUAAUCUAGCUUAACGGAAAUGCUUGUUGAAGAGUCCCUU